Molecule: messenger RNA, 905 nt
Organism: Triticum urartu
Lineage: Eukaryota; Viridiplantae; Streptophyta; Magnoliopsida; Poales; Poaceae
Product: protein LURP-one-related 11-like
Source: RefSeq, a predicted model, not a curated record
AGCAGCAGCAGAGCAGAGCUAUCUUCUUCUUCCAUCUCUCGUCGAUGACCAAGAUCCAGCCCCUUCCUUCCUCUCCCUGCUCCAUCUCUUCCUCCGGUGAUCACCAGCAGGGCAGACAGGCGUACACGCUCUGGAUGAAGUCGCUGGUGUUCAAUGGCAACGGCUGCGCGGUGUACGGCCCAGACGGCGCCGUCGCCUUCCGCGUCGACAACUACGGCUGCAGGGGCGGCCGCGAGGUCCUCUUCAUGGACCGCGCCGGCAAUGCCCUCAUCAGGAUCAGGCGCAAAGGCUUCGGCAUGUUCAGGAGGUGGGAGGUCUGCAGGUGUGCCCACGACGGAGGCGAGGGGGACGAGGCGACUCCUUGGUUCAGCGUGCGCCGGGCCGAGAAGGGCGGGGCCGCAGCCGCGAUGCACGACGGCGCGGGGACGUGCUACACGAUGGACGGAUGCUCACGCAAGCCGGAGUACAGAAUCUGCGACGUGGAUGGCACGGUCGUGGCCGAGGUGGCGCGGAAGCAGACGGCGGCGGGUGUGGUGCUCGGAGAGGACGUGCUGAGGCUGACGGUGGGGCCGGAGGUGGGCCACCUGCUCGCCUUGGGCUUGGUCGUCGUGCGUGGUCUCAUGAACGGAUCCAUGUGAUAGAUGCAUGCACAGGGUGUUCGUUAUCCGGUUCUCCUGGUCAAAAAUUUCGACUUUUGUACAGCUAAUUUAGACUUUAGAGUAGCCAAGAGUUUGUUUCACACGAACAUUUAGAAACCAUUUUGGGAACAUUUUUAGCCAAACUGAGGACAUGAAAACUCUUUUUGGUGGAUGGUUUUUCACCCUUUAUCAAGGGUUGUUCGAAGAAAUUCUUGUAGACGUAUACAUGUGGUAACAUAAUUACAGAUGUUUUCUGUUUGGAUGGAA